CAACGAUCUGAUGCAUGAUAGGAUGCCGAUUAUGGCUGGGUGAUUAGACUCCAUGUGACGCGCGCUGGUGACGCCUCCGUCUCGGACCAGUGGUCGCCGUUGAGGUUGCUGCUCACUCUUGCAUUCGCCAUGUCGCUGACGAAGCUGCUCUUUCGCCGUUCCACCACUUCUCGUGCUCGCUCGUCGCUGUCAUUGGUGUCCCGCGCGUUCUCUGACGUCCCUGAUGUUCUGCCUGAGCCCGUAUACUUCGAGGACAUUAGCACCGCCUCCUACCGCAUUCGCGAUGGCAUCCAGGAGACCCAGUGCGAGUACUCGCCGCUACUGUCGCAGCGUAUGGGGAUCGACUUGUACCUCAAGAAGGACCACCGACAAAUGACCGGAAGCUUCAAAGAACGUGGCGCCCGCAACGCUUUGCUGCAGUUGUCGGACGAGGAGAAGAAGAACGGUGUGGUAGCCGCCUCUGCUGGCAACCACGCGCAGGCAUUGGCCUACCACGGCCAGCUACUGGGAAUUCCGGUGACGUGUGUUAUGCCCAGGGUUGCUCCGCUCACCAAAAUUGCUCGCUGUCGUGAACUCGGAGCUCGCGUUGUGCUGCAUGGUGAACAUAUUUUGGAGGCUCGUGACAAGGCCGAGGACUUUGUGCGCGACGAGAACAUGGUGUACAUCAACGGAUUCGACCGUCCCGAGAUUAUUGCCGGUGCUGGAACUAUGGGAAUUGAGAUUUUGAACCAAGUGCCGGACGUUGAUGCCAUUGUGGUCCCUGUGGGCGGUGGUGGUUUGAUCGCUGGUAUCGCGCUCGCUGUCAAGACUCUUGCUCCGAACGUCCAAGUGAUCGGCGUGGAACCUGAGUAUUGCUCGAGUUAUUCGGCGGCGCUGGAGGCUGGCAGGCCCGUGAACAUGCCGACACAGCCAACUCUUGCCGAUGGUCUCGCUGUUCCGUGUGUUGGUGCGAAUGCGUUCGAGAUCGCCCGCAAAUACGUCGACAAGGUGGUGACUGUCUCGGAGCGUUCGAUUGCCCUAAGUGUGUUGCGUCUGGUUGAAAUGGAGAAGGUCGUUGUGGAAGGCGGAGGUGCUUCCUCGCUGGCUGCUCUGAUCGACGACAAGUUGCCGGAGCUCAAGGGCAAGCGCGUCGUGCUGCCUCUGACUGGCGGUAACAUCGAUACCCCUGUACUUGGCCGUGUCAUUGACCGUGGCCUGGCUGCUGAUGGACGUCUAGUGCGCUUCGUGGCCACCGUGAGCGACCGCCCCGGUGGUAUCGCCCAGCUCACCUGUUUCCUGCGCGACUUCGGUGUUAGUGUCAAGGAUAUUUACCACGAACGUGCCUGGGUGCACGCCAGUAUCUCUCACGUUGCAGUGAAGUGUGUCGUCGAGACGCAGUCCAGUGAACACGCUCUUGAGCUCAAGAAGCGCCUUGAAGAUAAUGGCUACCCUCUUAUCUGGGAGAGUUUCGCUGGUCAACAAACCCCCGCAGUCGAGCUCUAAACCGACCGACAUUAGGUACUUAAAACUUUUGUGCACCAUUCUAAGUAGAAUAUGGAUGAUUGUAAAUCGCUUUACCUGUUGU
Phytophthora nicotianae INRA-310 is the source of this 1564-nucleotide messenger RNA. RefSeq names its product threonine ammonia-lyase. Gene Ontology annotation, biological process: L-serine catabolic process; L-threonine catabolic process. The record is from RefSeq and is a predicted model, not a curated record. Gene Ontology annotation, molecular function: threonine deaminase activity; L-serine ammonia-lyase activity. Lineage: Eukaryota; Oomycota; Peronosporomycetes; Peronosporales; Peronosporaceae. The transcript has 4 exons. Bases 130 to 1482 code for a protein of 450 amino acids.